AUGGCCGGGCUGAAGCUGGCGCAGCUCAGCACCUCUGGGAAACUUGCUUUCGAGCUGGAGAUCCUGCAGAAGGGGAAGCGAAACCGCUUGUGCAGUUCCUGCCCGGUCCCCGCUGGGACCUGCCGCCUGAUUUUUGCAGGGGAGCGGCUGGGCAAGACGGCGUUCAUUAAGCUGGAGGACAAGACCUCGGGAGAACUUUUUGCCCAGGCGCCGGUGGAGCAGUUUCCUGGCAUCGCUGUGGAGAGCGUGACGGACUCCAGCAGAUAUUUCGUCAUCCGGAUCGAAGAUGAGAACGGCCGCCGAGCUUUCAUCGGGGUUGGUUUUGUCGACCGAGGGGAUGCUUUUGACUUCAACGUGGCUCUCCAAGACCACUUUAAGUGGGUGAAGCAGCAGAGCGAGCUGGCCAGAGAGGCCGAGAGCCCCGCGCAGGGACCCAAACUGGAUCUGGGCUUCAAGGAGGGACAAACCAUCAAACUCAACAUCGCGAACAUGAAGAAAAAAGAAGGAGCAGCGGCAAACACCAGACCACGUCCCGCGGUUCCUGGGGGCCUGAGCUUGCUCCCACCACCUCCGGGGGGAAAAUCUUCCUCUUCGCUUUGUCCUUCCGGAGAGCGACCGUCUUCAGUGCCCGCGCCCGCCCAGCUCCCCGGCACCCCCAUCACAGACUCCCUCUUGUCCUGGCCGCAGCCUGCUGCUGCUCCGGCCGUCGGCUUCUACCCAGGCUCAGGCGAAUGCCGGCUGGGUUCAGUUCUGACCCCAGCAGCUGCUGGGAUCGUCGCGAUUCCUUCAGGACCAAAGCGGGGGCUUGGGGACACCCCACUCUUGCCCUUAAAUCCCCCUCCCCGCACCCCCGGCAUCGAAAUGCUGCAAUAA
Messenger RNA from Pterocles gutturalis (yellow-throated sandgrouse), 873 nucleotides. Its product is annotated as adaptin ear-binding coat-associated protein 2-like. Gene Ontology annotation, cellular component: membrane; clathrin vesicle coat. The transcript has 8 exons. NCBI's taxonomy places the organism in Eukaryota, Metazoa, Chordata, Aves, Pterocliformes, Pteroclidae. The record is from RefSeq and is a predicted model, not a curated record. The coding region runs from base 1 to 873 and encodes 290 amino acids. Gene Ontology annotation, biological process: endocytosis.